Molecule: messenger RNA, 6144 nt
Organism: Mycena citricolor
Lineage: Eukaryota; Fungi; Basidiomycota; Agaricomycetes; Agaricales; Mycenaceae
Source: the annotation of a GenBank genome assembly
CCGGAGUCGCUGUCGAAGCUCAUGUGUUUAAAAUGGUUUUGUGUGCUCCAAUACUGCAGAGACUCUCCUCGCCACUCAUAUUCUCAGCAACAAGCCGUUACUGAUGCAGGCGCUUUCUUGGAUCUUUCCUCUUUGGGCUGCCCCCGCUUCCUCCACGGCAUUCACACCCGGGCCCAGCUCGGACGUCCUUCCCGGUCCCACACCUUCCGAGGACAUCCUCAAUGACGCCCUCCACCAUCCCGUCCUCACAUGCCUACGUAAUCUAGUCACAAUCGGCGGCGGCGGGGCCUGGCCACCCCGCUCGUCCCCCCGCGACACUUGGCCCGAACCGCUCCGCGCGUACGACACAAUAUACCGGACCAUGGCACCGUUGUUUCCGACGCCCGAGUCGUCAACGGACGACGCACACAACCGGGUGUUGAUCGACGCGUACAGGGGACGGAUGCGCGAGCUGCUGGCAGAGCAUGUGGUUUUUGGGGACGUUUGCUCUGCCCUUGACCGCGCCGAAUCUGACCCGGAGUCGUGUUCACAGAGGGCGUGGCUUGGAAUAUGGCUCGUGCUCUCUUUCCUGAGGCAUUCUUACCGGUGGGGAGUGACUCCUAUAGUGAGCGAGGCUCAGAACGAGUACUCGUUGGACUUUCCAGAGGAGCUGGAUGAGCCGUGGAGCUACAUUCAAAAACAUUUCGGCACGACGUCUCCAGGCGGUUGCAUGACUUCCCUCAUGUACGCCAAUCUACGUGAGGACAGCACACUGGAAUACAGUGUUACCGUCGGGCUGUCUGACGAACAUCGCAAAACGGAGCUAUGGAACGCGAAGCUUGUGUGUGGGAUGGAGGAACGACUUCUGCGCAUGUACCAUCUGUUCACGCAUGCCAUGAUCUAUCUGGAUACAGGGGAGUUCGGGGCUGCACAAUCAGCAUUACACGCUGCGAACGAGAUACUCCGUGACGCGUUCAAAUUCUUCUUCGGUGGGAUGGUGCACAGCAACCUCAAUCAGAAGCUCUGGUUGGCAUACGUCCAGGGCUAUCAGGGAUGGACACUGGGCGGUAUUGAUGGGAUAUCUGGCGGCCAGAGCUUCGCCUUCCGCACGCUCGAUUCGUUUCUGGGCAUUAGACCGUUUCCUGAGCCUAGGAAAGAGUCGCUCCACCUUCCGACAGUUCAGCGCGACUGGCUGAACUUCCUGCGAGAUUACGAUAUCCGGGACCGCGCCAAAGCGAAAGGAGACGAGGCUGCUGGGAUCGUUACUGAGCUGGAGUCUCUGGUCAAACAAUUGCGGUUAUGGCGGAUGGGCCACAUGAAACGUAUGCAACCAUACGAGUCCGUGCAUAGGCCGGAACGCAAAACUAUGACGGCUGGGAUCUCUGUCGUGAAUGCUGCAAAUGAGGACCUUAUGAUCGAGCAUCUGAAGCAGCAGUUGGGACAACGCUGCAGAAAGUACGAAGUAUCAACAGUAGAUGGACACAACAUCUUCAACCGGCCAUUACCGAAUUUGCAGCUGAUCCCGCUGAUCCUUAUCCCCUCUUUCCUCAUUCCUACUACGAUGGCCAUCCUCGACUCGCUGUUCACGCUCCUUCAAACCACGUUCUUUUCUAUCCUCACGCUCUUUUUACGGCCUUUUGACGCCUCUCAUGACCAUGCCAUCAUUACCCCGUACCCGCUGGUGCCCGAUCUCGAAAAUCGCGUCAUCGACAUUAGCGCGCCCAAGGCAGUUUCCCGGAAACGCGCGUCAACAGACGUGCUCGGGCCGCUCGGCAACGCGAGUUGCAACGUGAAUGCGUGCUAUCCUGUUGCUCUCGGGCCCGCGCGGAGGCGGUAUACGGUGACUAUCCCCUUCUCUCCCUUCGUCAUGCAUCAAGCCCAGCAACCUUUACUUCCUCUUGAGUGGCCGCCCAAAACUGUGUCGAGCUUCAAGGUUGUCUCUGGGGCUUAUGUGCCCAACCCGUUCCACGCAAAACUCGCUCAUCCUUCACCGGUCUCGAAGCAAUCUUCAAUCUCUCUUGUAACGUGCACAGUCUCUGUAUCGCCGGCUGGAAAGGAAAACAGGGAUGGUGCUUCCGAACAGAGCUCGAAACGCAAGCCAACGCCUCUUCGUCGUAUGCCGCGGUACCUCAAUCUUGCCGGAAGCUCGCCCUCAAAGCUGGCCACCAAGAACUUUUCUCAGACUGUAGUUAUUCGCCAGCAUUCCCAGUCCGACGUCAAGUCCCGACGUGCUACGAUCCUGCCUGGGAUGGAAUACAAGACCCCGACAAAGACGAAGACUUUGUGGCGUGUCAAUGCCUCGCCGGACUCCAACUCUCCGCUCAAAUUUCAGUACGGCUGGAAGCCUGCUGGGAUGCUGACGCCAAGACGGGUCGUUGGUACCCUCGGUCCCGCUGACCGAUCGCCCGACCUGGCUGCCCGGGUAUGGAGCAUCUUCUACAAGCACCGAGACGGGGCAUCUGAGCAGGAAACCGACUGCGCGCGAGAUGUGUUCUCCCGCGACUCGCUGGGAAGUGAGAUGUCGGUCCUCAGUCAGAUGGUGAAGAAUCUGGAUGUUGUACCCGAUAACGCCGACGACGAUGCAGCCAACGCGCACGGCUCGCCCCUUACUCCGCGAUCCGGCUAUUCUCCGACCAGCUCUUCUUCCUGUUCCUCAUCAAGUUCUCCUUCGUCUUCGACGCUCGGCUCCCCUGUCUCACGGGCGUCGACCGAGUUGGCGUAUAUGUGCGCGGCGAGCCAGGGUCGCCGUCCCUGGCCGACCUCGGCAGUGCGCUCGUUCUCGCCGCCAGCACGCCCAGAUUGUGCAUCCGAGACUUCGUCGUCCUCACGGGCCGUAUUCUACAAAGACUUUCUCACUGGCGAGCAAGGCUUCCUCUCGACUACUCGGCACUGGGAGCCGGCACAGGUCGGGGCGUGGUUGCGUCAGGAGGAGCAUUGGAGCGAUGUUCUCUGUCUGGAAGAGUACGUACGCUAGACCACUGUCGUGUCAGAACCGUUCUUGCAUGACACGAUAUGCCUGUGGCUGCUUCCUCGUCUGGCUUUAGCUUUGUCAUGUUACUUCUACGCAGUUAGACCAAUAACAUGCACUUCGACGCAUCUUCAGUUCGGUAUCAGCAUUGGGUUCACAACGCAAUCAAUUCUUCCUGGAGACGCGCAGAACUAUGUACGACAUAAGGUGUAUUCUCUGGCUACUCCGUCUGGUUGAGUGAAUCUCCGAUACCAAGGAGCCCGACACUGUACUAUAAAUAGUUGAAGAGCAGAUACGCAAUGUCUUGACAAGAGACAGAAAGACCACGAGCUCUUUAUGCAUGCUCAGAACGUACUACAUUGUCAUCCGACCUACCGCAUGGAUGAGAGCCACUCAAGGAGGGCCACUUGAAGCCGAUGUCUCAAAAUACAUGCGAAAUUUAUGCGCGGUUUGAUGGACCGGCGUUCAUUCUUAGUAGCCUCAAGUUGAGCGAGCUGAAAUAUACGUGUACAAAAAUAAUGCAUCUAUCUGCGUCGUAUUCCGGCGGAUACCGAACGUGGAACUGGAGGAGGCAGACGAAGCGAGCAGAUGGCGCAUCUCGAGAAGAAUGCACGUGGGUCAUCAAAGCUUUCAGGAACUUGUGCUGCAAAUUGGCCUACUAAGUAGCACGACGCUUGAUUGAUAUCGCGAGUUCUGCUUCCACCACCGGCGGAGCUUGCGGACGAGGCGAUAGCCUGGUGCAUAUGGCGCUUGCUGAGUGGGCGCUCGCACGUUCUGUCGCUGGACGAUUCCUGACCAAUGACGUGCUAUGUACUGUAAGCGCGUGGAUGCCUCCUGUGCAUACUUCCGCGGACGGCCCCUUGUGGCACUCGAAGCGCGUUCGCAACACUCGGGAGUCGGAGCGAGAGAAGAAAGAUUGGACGCCAGACAUGCGUAUGGUUCAUGUAAUCUCCGGCGCGCACUUGGGGUUUGGCACGGGUGUGAGAUUUUCAGGUUUCGGCUGAGCAGCGCAUGAGAUUCAUCAUGAUUGGGUGUCUGUCAGUGAGGUGGGCAUGGAUAGGACGGGCACGCACUGGCAGCGGAUGCUUUGCAGUAGAGACCACAUUACGGGGCGCCGUUAUCGAUUCCAUGACAUGUGCUGACAAUGUGUAGGCGACGGUCGACUUCGGUUGCCCCAGACCAAUGGGCCAGCGUUCUGACUUGAUUUCAUCCUCGGAUACUCUCACUGGGCGCUUCUUUGGACGAAGACCCUACCGCUACCUCCGACUGGCGGACAGAUGCAACAGCAGACAGAUAGACCGACAACCUCUUGCUCCGAGGACCAAAGCCCCGUACUGAUUUGAGUGGGAAACAAUGGGACAAUCAUCUCCAGCUUUUCUUUGAGCGCCUUCUCCAAUCUGGCAGCACGUCGACCUCGGUGAGUAAUAGCUAAUCAUUUGUCGCAUCAGGAUGCUACUCCCAUCAUUGCAUGGCUCGCGUUGCACCUGGAGUCGAUCAGUGAUGUUGUCUGGAGACUCGGUGCGCCUCUCCGGACUCGAAGCCUUUCUAUUCUCGGUUCCAUGCUUCACCCUGGGGCUGACGGAGGAGCUCUAGACCGCGUUCGCUUGCGCGUCUCUUACAUCGCGCUCGUGCAGCACGCUUCCUCAAGCAUCAUUUCUGCGCGGUGACUCGCGGGUCCGGGGAAGACAGAUCAGACCACGGAUGUUUUUGAUCUCGACAUCCAAGUGGCGCAAUAUGUGCUCACGAUGUCAGAUGGGGGCAGAGAUUGGAAGCACGACCGCUAAUGAGAGAUCGACGGCUCAAGCAGCUGCAUAUGUCCGUUCUGAUGACGGCAGGUUACCAGCAACUCCGUCGCUUUGAUACCGUCCUAUCGGUCCCGGGACUCUUGCAUCAUCCUUGCUUGGGCUGAUCCAAACCUGGACAGGAUUAUCAUCGAGUAUGACAUGAGCGCCCGCAGCCCUCUGGCAACAGCCAACCUUACGAGAUCUCAGCCCGUCCGUUUCUCCAGCUCCGCGGACCGUGCAUCUCGAGAAGAGUGCAAAAUGUGCGCGCCUCGGGGGUGCAAAAUCGUCUCUUUUUCUUCUCACGUCCCAAUCGGGCAAUAACAUCCAGUUUCCCCACGCCCAUCGAUCCUGCCGUGAUCUCAACUGCUGCUAUGCCCUGAACGGGACGUAUCAGGUGUUGGGCUGACCUCUCCCGUGAACAGCGUGGGACCGUCUGUUGUGCAGGUUUCAGCAGGGCUGUCUCGGUCCUUCAAUAUGUAUGGCAAGGCACUUCUGAAUCGCCGAAUCUGAUGAGGGCCUUGUGGCACUGCCAUGCCACAGAUCAGACUGUUGUUCGGCAAGUGGCCGACUGGGCGCGGCGUUCCGGGCUUGGAAGAUGGCCCUAGGGGCGGACGGAAUAGCCUUAUUUGGAGCUGAACGUAGCAGCUUUUGGCAGCGCCGGAUCUCGGAUCUGAGUCGAGCAUGAUCGAUCUCGGAGAUUUCCCGAACGGCUUGAGCGGGGAAUCUAACCUGUCGGGCUAGGCUGCUAUGGAUUGUAUUGAGCAUGGCAAAUUCCGGUGGGUAUUUGUGGCGGCGGCUCCCAAGCUGUGACCUGGCAUGCAUCGACAGAGCCAGGGCGCCGGGAGGCGCCAGGGAAUGCUUGGCUGGGCCUGUGAUUUCCCGAUGGUGCAUACACAUCUGAAUCUUGGCUCGGUUCGGCUAUCAUUCAAUGAGCCUACCUACCUACCUGCACUAUUUGCGUGCUCCACAUAAUCAUAACAGCUUGUCCAUCAGAAAUGCGGAACGUCGCACGAACAAGGGGAGCGAAAAACACGAGCUCGGGCGCGGAAUUCUCUCAUGCGGCAUGGUUACUCGAGGCAGCGUUGUGAUAUCAUUCGCCCAACAAUGUUCAGCUAGCUAACGGGCAGUUGGAACAUGCCGAAGAGAACGCUGGGUUGUUGGGGGAUCGGCCGGUAAUCAACCUGCCUAUCACUUGAUCAGACAUCGGUGAUACAUGGAGAGCAAGCAGUAUGUUUGCGAAUUGCAUGGUGAAGAAUGCAAUCAUGUAAACAUGCAUCAGUCGAAUGUUUACCAUCUCUGGUAUGGCGCACAGUGGCUUAUGUACGCGGUAAGAAUCCUUGAUGACACGUUAGGUAGAACUAUUUAGGAUGAGGUCUGAGUCCCAGAUCCUUGCCGAGACGCAAUUGCGCAGUC